AUGAUAAUACCGCGCCAUCUAUACAACACUGCUCCCCCAGACCGCCGGACUCGCCUCGCCAACAACCCGACUCUCCUGUACAGCUGGUGGUGCACUGUAUUCUCCGCUGGCAUUAUAGCUGUCCGCCUGACGGGUCGCUACAUGCGCAAUGAACGCCUCUUCCGUGAAGACAAGAUCAUGGCCCUGAGCAUUAUUCCCCUCUUUGCUCGUAUGGGUUUUGUUCAUGUCGUUCUCAUAUACGGCACAAACAAUGUCGACAUUUCAGAUUUGACUGACCCAAUCGUCAUCGAGCAUCGCGAAAUCGGCUCCCGUAUGGUCCUGGGAGCGAGGAUAUUUUACGCAAUGUUCAUCUGGAUGGCCAAGUUUACCGUUUCCGAAUUCUUGAAGCGCCUGACAGAACGCUUCUGGAAGAAAGGAUACGAAUGGGGACUACGCGGCAUUCGCAUCUUCCUUGCCGUCACCUUCGUCAUGGUGAUUAUUUCGACGUUGGCAGAGUGUCGCCCCAUCUCUCAUUACUGGCAGGUCAAGCCGGAUCCAGGACCGCAAUGCCGACAAGGUUACGCACAACUGCUUACCAUGGGUAUCACCGACAUUGUUACCGACAUUUUCCUCAUCGCUUUUCCGAUCCCCAUCAUCGUGCGUUCGAGCAUGCCUUUAAAGCGGAAGAUCUCACUCACUGCCCUCUUCUCCCUAUCCAUUAUCCUCAUCAUUGUCACAGGAGCUCGCAUGCCUCUGGUCAUUGGACGACAAGGUCUACAACAGUUCCGCACCGUCUUCGCCUCAUCAGAGAUCCUAGCUGCAGCUAUCGUUGCCAACGCCAUCAUACUAGGAUCGUUCCUGCGCGACCGCGGUGUCAAGAAACCAAAGUUCAAGGCACCAUCCACCACAGACAGCAUGGAACGCAGAGGUUCAGCACGCCGGUUUACCGACCAGACUUGCAGCAGCGACGAGGACCUCGCGCGCUCGCUGGGGUAUCGCACCAAGCCGGAACUUGUUGAAACCCCUUCAAGUGUGCCAAGGCCAGCACCCGUUGCAGACCUUGACCUCCUUUCCUCAAGCAGACAACCGAACGCGUUCAUCAACAACAACUGGAACUUUCCUGACGAAGAGUCGAGUACGCUGCAAGAUCAUGAACGCUCCAGCAUAACCGGCGAAGACAUUCGAGAUCCGAUGCCCAGCCCGCGCUGUGGGAGACGUGUAUCGUGGUUCGAUGUCGGGGGUCUGCUAGAGAAUCAGACACUGUCCUCGUCGCCUACAGACUCAGUCAUUGCGCAUGACUUUGCGGCCCGACCGCGGCGAGGCUCCCGGGCCUCUACUACCAUCAUGUCAAAUGGUCGCGCAUUUCUUCCACAGGUACGGCGAAACUCUCGGCUUUCGCAACAGUCAGAAGACUAUGAAAUGUCCGUUCGACCGACCCACCAAUUGCAAGAUUUAGGUGGCCUGCUCUCCGAAGAUCGCGAGCAAGAAGAAGCUCAAUCUAAUCCGUCUCCAUGCUCGGGUUCUUUGGCCGGUCAUUCCUUUCGCCAUGACCGGACAGCGACUAUACAUCGCACCUCGACACGUUCAACACGAGCGAGCUACGAUGUACCAUCUCUGCAAGAUCCUGGGGGCUUGCUAUCCGGCCCCCCACCUACAUCUAUCCGACGCACCACUACACGUCAGAGCCGUGACAUGCCAUCCCUGCAGGAUGCCGGCGGUCUUCUUAGUUGA
Pyrenophora tritici-repentis Pt-1C-BFP is the source of this 1710-nucleotide messenger RNA. RefSeq lists its product as uncharacterized. The record is from RefSeq and is a predicted model, not a curated record. NCBI's taxonomy places the organism in Eukaryota, Fungi, Ascomycota, Dothideomycetes, Pleosporales, Pleosporaceae.